AUACAUAGCGCGUUAGCCAUUAAUAUUUUACCUUCUUCGAAUUCUUUGUGGAUGUAGAGGAAAUUGAUCUUGAUGCGGAAUGGCACCCAAUAAGAGAACAAGGUACAGCAGAGGAAGAAUAUUCGGAGGAAGAAGAACUUUUGGAUGAAGAGACGGAUUGCGACGAUCCAGUUGAAUUAUACAAACUAUUCUUCACCGAUGAGAUAUAGGAGAUGGUUGUCGAAGAGACAAAUAGAUAUGCAGUACAGCGCAUAUCCAAUAUAGCAUCUGGCAGCAGAAGGCAUCAACAAGCUUGGAAGCCUGUUACGAAACGCGAAAUGAGUACUUUUAUUGUUAUUUUACUAAUUAUGGGUGUAGUGCGGUUACCGGAAAUUAGACUUUAUUGGUCAAAGAAGGAAAUGUAUGGGAAUGCGCGCAUAAAGAAAGCAAUGAAACGCGAUCGGUUUAUGUCGAUAUUGAAAUAUUUACAUUUCACUGAUAAUACGACUGAUAGAAUCGAGGAUCGGUUAUAUAAAGUUCGAGACAUUGUUGACAAAAUUGUUCGCACUUCUCGAAAUACCGUGAAACCCGGUAAAAAUAUAGUAAUUGACGAAAGCAUGGUUCCGUGGAGAGGACGCCUCAGUUUUCGGCAAUAUAUACCAGGCAAGCGACACAAAUACGGAAUAAAAAUGUACAAAUUGUGCCUUCCAGGAGGUUAUACGUAUAAUAUACAUAUUUAUUCCGGGAUGGAUGAAGCGAGAUGUGGAAAACCACAUUCUCAAGAUGUCGUAAUGAAAUUGAUAGGGAAUUUAUUGUUCGUGCGCCGGAUAUUGUUCACUGAUAGUUUUUAUACAAGUGUUCCCUUGGCCGAGGAACUACUCGGAAAAGAUACAUAUAUUUGUGGCACCAUAAGAAUGAAUAACAAAUUUUUACCACCGCAGGCAAAGCAGAAACAAAAGCGAGGCGACAUUAUGUCGUUUCAAAAUCGUAGAGGGGUGAAGUUUAUGAAGUGGACUGAUAAAAGGCCUGUGUGCAUGCUAACCACUUCAAGCAAUCACAAAUGUAUUCUUAUUCGCGGCAAAAAAGAUAAAGUAAAGCCAGACACUGUUUUUUUUUACAAUGAUGCAAAAAAGGGAGUCGAUCUGUCUGACCAAAUGUCGUCAUAUUAUAAUUCUUUACGAAGAACAAUCAAAUGGUACCGGAAACUUGUUAUACAGUUGAUAUGCGGAACCUGUCUGGUGAAUACGUGGUACGUUCACAUAAAAUGGGGAAGUAAACGGAUGAAAAUUUUUAAAUUCAGAGGAAAGAUUAUUGACCAUUUGUUGAUGGAUGUUGUAAAUUCCCCUAGGGAAAUAAUAACAAAAAAUAAAAACUAUUUUCUGAGUUCCUACGAAGGACCCGCGAGGAAGUCGAGAAGGCGAUGUAAAGAGUGUUAUAAACGAUUAGCAAACCUAAGAGGCAAUCAGUACGUUAUGAAGACAACAAAAAAAGUAAAAACAUUUUGCAAUAAUUGUGAGGGUAAACCGGCACUUUGCUUAACUUGCUUUAAAAAAUUGCAUAAAAAAUAGAAUAAUUAUGUUCGAUUAUAUUUAAUU
Messenger RNA from Megalopta genalis, 1574 nucleotides. The record is from RefSeq and is a predicted model, not a curated record. NCBI's taxonomy places the organism in Eukaryota, Metazoa, Arthropoda, Insecta, Hymenoptera, Halictidae.